Messenger RNA from Elephantulus edwardii (Cape elephant shrew), 2013 nucleotides. RefSeq names its product leucine rich repeat containing 45 (gene LRRC45). Gene Ontology annotation, cellular component: centrosome. The coding region runs from base 1 to 2013 and encodes 670 amino acids. NCBI's taxonomy places the organism in Eukaryota, Metazoa, Chordata, Mammalia, Macroscelidea, Macroscelididae. The transcript has 17 exons. Gene Ontology annotation, molecular function: protein binding. The record is from RefSeq and is a predicted model, not a curated record.
AUGGAAGAGUUCCGGCGUGCCUACAGCCAGCUGUGCCAGGAGCGCGGCGCCGAGCCCCAGGAGGGCGUGCUGCAGCAGCUGCAGGAGCCGCGCAGGAGCCGGCUGGACCUGGCCACGCAGACCCUGACCACCGACACCUGCGGGGCGCUGGGCCGGCUGCUGCCCACCCAGACGCUGUUCAGCGAGCUGGUGCUGAGAGACUGUAUGCUGAGCGAGGAAGGGGUCAAGCUGCUGCUCCAGGGGCUUUGCUCCAACUCUGCUGUGCGGCUCCUGGACCUCAAGGGCAACAAUCUCGGUGCCAUGGGAGCGGAGGCUCUGGGGAGACUCCUGCGACAGAACAAGGCCAUUCAGAGCCUGACCCUCGAGUGGAACAACCUGGGCACGUGGGAGGAAGCCUUCUCCAGCUUCUGCUUCGGCCUGGGUGCCAAUACUGCCCUGCGGGAGCUGGACCUCCGUAACAACCAAGUCAACCACAAGGGUGCCGAAGAGCUGGCCCUGGCGCUGAAGACCAACUGCAGCUUGCAGCAGCUGGACCUGCGCUGGAACAACAUCGGUCUCCUGGGGGGACGGGCCCUGGUGAGCUGUUUACCCAGUAACAAAACCCUGUGGAGGCUGGAGUUGGCCGGCAACAACAUCCCCAGCGACGUCCUCAGAGCUGUGGAGCAGGCCAUGGAUCACAACCAGGACCGCCAGGCAACCGUCCGGGAGAGCCAGGCGCGCCGCCUCGCACUUACCAAGGAGGUGCGCAGCUUGCAGGAGGAGAAGUCCAAGCAGUUUCUGGACCUGAUGGAGACCAUUGACAAGCAACGGGAAGAGAUGGCCCUGAGCAGUAGGAGGUCAGCAGCCCGCCUGGGCCAACUGCAGGAUGCCCUAAAUGAGAGGCAGUCGGUCAUCAAUGCUCUCAAAGCCAAGCUGCAGAUGACAGAGGCGGCCUUGGCCCUGUCACAGCAGAAGACCCAAGCCUUGGGGGAGCUGCUGGCCACCGCAGAGCAGGAACGGCUGAGUCUGUCCCAGAAGCAAUCUGAGGAGCGCAGGCUAGAGCAACAGGAAGCCUCUGAGCGGGAGGCCAAGCUCCUUCGGGACCUGUCUGCUGCUCAGGAGAACAGACUGUUGCUGCAGAACCAGGUGACCGAGCUGGAGCGGAGGGCGAAGUCUCAGCAGGAGCAGCUGUUCCAGGCCAAGCAGGAGCUGGCCAGCACCACCGCAGAGCUGAGGCUGCGGGCAGCCCAUGCAGAGGAGCGUCUGGACUCAGAGAAGAGGAGGUUCAGGCAGAGCCUGGAGGACGCUGAGCAGCUUCGCCUCAGAGAGGUGGAACACGUGACCCGCCAUGUGGAAGAGAGUGAGCGGGCUCUGCAGGAGCGAGUGCAGAGGCUGGAGGCUGCCCGGCUGACCCUGGAGGAGGAACUGAGCCGAGUGAAGGCAGUUGCACUGGCCGAGCGCGGGCAGAUGGAGGAGGAGCUUCUCAAGGCCAAGACCCAGGUCCGCCUGGAGGAGCAACAGCGCCUGGCCCACGCAGAAGAGAAGCUGCGGCUGCUGGCACAGGCACGAGAUGAGGCCCAGAGUGCCUGCCUGCAGCAGAAGCAGGUGGUGACCCAGGCCCAGGCCCUGGCCAACCAGCAAAGCCUGGAAGUGGACAGCCUCCGGCGGCGCAUCCAGGGCCUGCAGCAGGAGCUGAGCGACAAGGACCAGGAGAAGGCAGUGGAGGUGAACCGGGUGCGAGUGGAACUGCAGGAACAAACGGGGCGCCUGCAGGCUGAGCUAGCUGCCCAGGAGGGACUGAAGGAGAAGGUGGCUGCCCUGGAGCGCCAGCUGAAAGUGAUCUCCAGUGACCACCGGGAGGCGCUGUUGGACAGAGAGAGCGAGAACGCGUCCCUGCGGGAGAAGCUGCGGCUCAGAGAGGCGGAGAUCGUGCGCAUCCGCGAAGAGGAGGCCCAGAGAGCCGGCUUCCUGCAAAACGCAGUGCUGGCUUACGUGCAAGGGGUGCCCCUGCGGGCGCUGAGCCCCCACAAGUGA